GAGAGGAAUCAGGUGUGGCAGAACAGAAAGAUAGCUCUGGAAUAUCAAAGGUUUGGCCUGAAGACACAGAGCCGAGAGGUGAUCUGCCCUGACAUGAUAAGAUUUGUAAAUCUGUGUGUGAGGGAAAGCACCAAGCAGGUUUUAAGGAGGAUUCAGAGAUCGCUAAUUACAACGCUCCACUGCAGAUCUUCCCAGCUUUUGUGAAAAAAAAAAGCAAAAAGCAAAAAUAAAAUCAUCCAAAUCUUUCCCUAAAGUUCAGCUCUGUCAAGUCCUCAUGCUGGGGGAUGUUGUCCCAGGGUCUCAGCAGGGAGAAUCAGCUGCAGCUCUCUGCCCCACCACUGGCCCUGGGGAGGCCAUGGAUUUGGAAUGUCCAAUCUGCUACCAGGAGUAUAACCAGUAUAACAAAAGCCCCCGCAUGCUUGAGUGCCUCCACGUCUUCUGCACAGAAUGCCUGCAGAGGAUCCAGCUCAACUCCUGUGACCCCACUGACCCUGGCGGCAGCGCACAAGCCAUCCCCUGUCCCCUAUGCCGCCAUUUAACCCCUCUCCAUACCGGAAAUGCCCUUGCUUUACCCUGCAAUUCUCAAAUCAUGUCCAGGCUACCCCGGGUGGCCUUCCGGAUGCCUGCCACAGUUGCCACCCACGUGGCCACGGUUACACAGCGGGUAAUGCUCUCGUUGGAGGGCGGCAACAGCAACAGCAACAGCAGUGAUAGCCGCUAUAUCAUCAUGCCCACAGUCAGCCUGCAGGUCCAGCAGAUGCAUCCAGACAGGCCGUAUGGAACGGCUCCUGGCCUGGUGAGCGAGGAGGGGGUCAUUCAACAGAGCAGAAGGACCCUGAUGUGUGUGCAGCUCCUGGCCGUCAUCUUUUGGGUGCUGUUUGUGAUCACCUGUGUGGUCGGCGUGGUGUUUGGCCCACAUUUCUUUAACAGGCAUUUCUAACCGGUUACUUCAAUAACAGAUACUCAUAAAGACUAUUUUAAAGUUGUUUCUAUUUAGACUGUGAGAAAC
Molecule: messenger RNA, 1009 nt
Organism: Cyprinodon variegatus (sheepshead minnow)
Lineage: Eukaryota; Metazoa; Chordata; Actinopteri; Cyprinodontiformes; Cyprinodontidae
Product: RING finger protein 222-like
Exons: 2
Coding region: 275-940 (221 amino acids)
Biological process (GO): protein ubiquitination
Molecular function (GO): ubiquitin protein ligase activity
Source: RefSeq, a predicted model, not a curated record